CCGCGAUUCCUGAGAGCGAGUUGGUGACGUGAACCCAUGGCGACUCGGCGGCGGGAGACUAGAGGCGGCCCGGCAAGAGCUUCUGUAACGUUAAAUGAAACCAAGAGAGUUAAUAAUGGCAACACAGUUCCAGAAGACUCUCCACCUGCCAAGAAAACUCCCAGAUGCCAGAGACAGAAGAAAAAAGAGCCUGUGGCUGGAGGAAAGGCUGGUAAGGACAGGAAAGAAGACGAGAAAGAAUCUGUGAAGGCCUUGCUGUUAAAGGGCAAAGCUCCCGUGGACCCAGAGUGUACAGCCAAGGUGGGGAAGGCUCAUGUGUAUUGUGAAGGGAAUGAGGUCUAUGAUGUCAUGCUAAAUCAGACCAAUCUCCAAUUCAACAACAACAAGUACUAUCUGAUUCAGCUGUUAGAAGAUGAUGCCCAGAGGAACUUCAGUGUUUGGAUGAGAUGGGGACGAGUUGGGAAAAUGGGACAGCACAGCUUGGUGGCUUGUUCAGACAAUCUCAACAAGGCCAAGGAAAUCUUUCAGAAGAAAUUCCUUGACAAAACAAAAAACAAUUGGGAGGAUCGUGAGAAGUUUGAAAAGGUGCCUGGAAAAUAUGAUAUGCUACAGAUGGACUAUACCAUCAAUACUCAGAGUGAAGAGGAAACAAAAAAGGAGGAAUCUCUUAAUAAAUCUCCCUUGAGACUAGAGUCACAGCUAGAUCUUCGGGUACAGGAGCUGAUAAAAUUGAUCUGUAAUGUGCAGGCCAUGGAAGAGAUGAUGAUAGAAAUGAAGUAUGAUACCAAAAAAGUCCCACUUGGGAAGCUGACAGUGGCUCAGAUCAAGGCAGGUUACCAGUCUCUUAAGAAGAUUGAGGAUUGCAUUCGAGCUGGCCAGCAUGGACGAGCUCUCACAGAAGCAUGCAAUGAAUUCUACACCAGGAUCCCACAUGACUUUGGGUAAGGCCUGUGCUGGUAUUCACUUUGUUCUUCUACCCAUCCAUAUCCCGUAAGUCAAUCAGCAGCAGCUAUAAUCUUUUUAAUCUUUUAUUCCUAAGGAAGUGAUCAUCUUUAAUAGAUAUAGAGCCAAAAUGAUUUAUAAGUAACUUAUUUAAUCAGUUACAAAUAUGGGAUGCAAUCUCCUGGCCCGAUUACAACCAUAUUCUUUGACCAAGUGAAAAUUACCAACUCUAGAGAAUGGAUCUGCCUAUCCAACCACUAAGUAAAACACCUUCAGGCAUAUCUCCCCCUUUUCUUAUUCUUUAAGGUGGUUAUAACCACACUAACA
Messenger RNA from Galeopterus variegatus (Sunda flying lemur), 1269 nucleotides. Its product is annotated as poly [ADP-ribose] polymerase 2-like. Bases 37 to 945 code for a protein of 302 amino acids. The record is from RefSeq and is a predicted model, not a curated record. The transcript is spliced from 9 exons. Lineage: Eukaryota; Metazoa; Chordata; Mammalia; Dermoptera; Cynocephalidae. Gene Ontology annotation, molecular function: NAD+ poly-ADP-ribosyltransferase activity.